Molecule: messenger RNA, 1891 nt
Organism: Venturia canescens
Lineage: Eukaryota; Metazoa; Arthropoda; Insecta; Hymenoptera; Ichneumonidae
Product: thiamin pyrophosphokinase 1
Exons: 5
Coding region: 256-1074 (272 amino acids)
Biological process (GO): thiamine diphosphate biosynthetic process; thiamine metabolic process
Molecular function (GO): ATP binding; thiamine diphosphokinase activity; thiamine binding
Source: RefSeq, a predicted model, not a curated record
UACGACAAUAAUAAUGCUCAGUGACUAUUUGUUACGCAUUCAAAACAUGCUAGCCAAAGAUAACCUUGUGUUAAAAGAUAAACAGAUUGAUAGCCAGAGUUUCUCGCAAUUUCUGCCUGGAUGUCCGUUAAUUUUGGAUACCCACGAUUCUCUGUCAAACUUCGGUUGUCGUUCUUCGUUUACAUCUCGCGGACAACAGCUUACCUCGCAUAACCUCAAAAUUUAACCUCACGUGUAACUCUAAAAUUUGUAAUCAUGCACAAUGCAGUCAAUCGUAACGAAGAAACGAUUUGGCGACCAUCGAAUUUGUUCGAUUCUAGAGCAUGCAAACAUGCGGUCGUCGUGCUCAACACACCUAUUCGAAUAUCGAAACACAUUUUAUUGGCCCUCUGGAAGGAAGCUCAGGUAACGCUGACUGUAGAUGGAGGAACCAAUCAGUGGAUGGAAUAUUUGGGAGAUGUGUCGGAAGGACAAAGUGAAGAAUGUACAAUUUAUAGACCGACCCUCAUCACGGGUGACAUGGACAGUAUUUCACCGGAAAUAAAAGAAAAGCUUGAAAAAAGUGGUUCGAAAGUCAUCCCUACGAUAGAUCAAAAUCUCACCGAUUAUACUAAAGCUUUGAUUGAACUACGACAACAUUGCGAAUCACAAAAUAUUGAAUUACAUGCAAUCUAUGUAAUUGUCGAUACAUCUGGUAGAUUGGAUCACUUGGUUGGAAAUCUCAACACUCUGUACAAAACACCAAAAUUAUUAGCGCACACGCAAGUGAUUCAGGUUGCAAGUAAUUCAUUGACGUGGUUACUAACACCUGGUAGACAUAAGAUAAUUAUACCCGAAGUUUUGGCACGUUCGAAAAGUUGGUGUGGAAUUUUACCCCUCAAUGGCAAAGUUGACAAAAUACUAUCGAGCGGCUUAAAGUGGAACUUAAAUAAUAUAACAAUGGAAUUUGGUGGCUUGGUUAGUACCUCGAAUACGUACGAAGAUGAAUGUACAGAGGUGAAGAUAGAACUCCAUGAUCUUGUUGUUUGGACCAUGGGAAUAGAACCUUUGCUCGAUCAAAGUUGUCCUCAGUGAAGCGAUGUUUUCCAACGUAAUCGUGAAAAGUGUUCAAUGCCAUGACGUUGCAGAAUGUAGUGCUGGAAUGCAACGAAUGUAUUUUUUGUUAUCCCUCCAAAACUUUUUGUUUCACCCUUCAGGAGCGAUCAAAUUUUCUCUUCAUAUUCGAAAAUUCAUUCACAAAAUUGGCUAAAAUCAGUUGAAAUCCACAAUUGAGAGACUGCAAAAUGAUAGUAAAAAUUCUCUUCGCACGUUUUCGUUUUGCCAAUAUCAAUACAUCACUCAAGGGAUAACAAAAGAAAACUCAACAGUACUUAGAAUCUCGUAACAGGAGUGUAACCAAAGUACUUCGUCACGUGAUACAUCGAUGAAUUCGUGGCCACAUGAAAAAUGAGAAAUGGUAAAGAAACGGAUUAUUUAUUUAUUUAAAAAUUUUAAUAAAGUUCUACAUGUCAUUAUUUUUAAUAUGGCAGUGUUACAAAAAUUCGUCGCCAAUUUCCUUCAUUUAUCAGAAUUUCAAAUUCAAGGCCUCGUGUGUUGCACCGUGAAUUCCGUUGCUACUAGACAUGUUUUUUUCUAUAAUUUAUCGAAAAAGUUCGAGUUUUUUAAAUAUUUUGAUAGUGUAUUGACAUUGAUACAGUUGUUAAAAUUCAACGAUCCUCCGACCGCCUAAAAUCCGUGAUGUUAUUUUUUUUUUCAUUUUCCCCGAAUUGCCAUUUUCGAGAAAAUACUCCAAAUUAUUGGAAAAACCGCCUCACUUGCUCUCAUAGCAGUUCAAUACGUUCGUUCCAGCUCGUAAACCGACAGUAAUGAAAUAAAUCGAAUUCUACGAUGA